Paramuricea clavata is the source of this 627-nucleotide messenger RNA. NCBI's taxonomy places the organism in Eukaryota, Metazoa, Cnidaria, Anthozoa, Malacalcyonacea, Plexauridae. The record is from the annotation of a GenBank genome assembly.
AUGGAAAACCAAUACAAUGAGUUACUGUCUUUAUCCAAGAUUGUAAGCGAUUUUUACGAAAACGUUUAUGCUCCAGCAUUGCAGACACUUCCCUGGAUUGAUGAAGGAGAUGGCCUUAAGAUAGCUAGCGAGAAAGUGCUCGGUAACAUAGCGUUUCCAGCCUAUGCAUUGUCAACCCACAAGAAUAAAAAUGAUCAAGAAACUUUUAGUCAUCUUCGCACUCGAUGCAAUGAAUUAAAAUCGAUUUACGACAAGAUGCAGAAUGAAUUACGUCCAAUCCUGUCUGAUCUUCCCGUUCAUGAUCAAAAUUGGGAGAAACUGAAAGAAAUGAUACCAAUGUGGCAAGGCAUGUCGGGGUCUGAUGUACUUCCCAAAAGUACUCAUAAAGCUGUGCACAAAUCAUUUGUGUUUCUUUCACAAAAUGUUGCAUCUGGUGAGAUGUCAACCAUCGAUGCCGAUGGCGCUGCCGCAAGUGAUAACGCCAAGGCCGAAGCUGCUCUAGCCAAAUUGAUAGCUGAAAAAAUCAAGUUUUUCCAUCAACAAGGAAAAUCAGAUUCCUCCAUUGCUCUGACAUUUGGCUCGGAUGGAUUUUGGCUAGACCGAGGGUUUUUACAUAGUAUCCGCUAA